AUGGCUAAUCGACAGGAUGAGUGUAUCCCGGAUGGCGGGGACGUUGGUUACACGAUGACGGAACUGCAGCCGUCGCCGCCAGGAUAUCGAGUCCAGGAUGAGGCCCCGGGCCCACCUUCCUGUCCUCCGGGCCCUUACAAGUACGCGAGUCACGGCCACGGGAGCGAGCCUGCCAAUUUCAAGAGUUCCCCGUCGUAUCCUCAGGAAGGCUAUGGCCUUAAGCAGAGUCCGUCUCGGACGGUGCCUCCUAACGAGUACUAUCGGCGUAGAAACGACGGCAGGAGGUCCGCGGAGAACGAGCACGAGACUGGUAACACAGCCAAGAAAGCCACCACGGUUGCCGGUUACAACGAGAGUCACAAGAAGAAUACUGCGGGCUACAAGAACGACAGCGGGUACAGCGAGAGCCUCGGAUUCGACAGCUACACGCUCCCUCUCAAUGAAAGAGACGAGGCGUCGCCACCGCCAACGCCACCGGUUAGAGACGCGUCAAGUCUCAAAGGUGUCUGUUAUGGACCUGGCCACGAGAAAUAUCCAUCCUGGCCAAGCGCACCGGAGAGACACACGGACGAGGACGUGCACAGUUCAGGCCACAGCGGAUCCCAUCGUUCCAAGUCUUGGACCGAUCACACCAAUUACCCGAAGGAGAAGCCUGCCCAAUACACCAGACCGCACACGAAGAGGCCCAAUCCUACGUUCACGCAGCAGCUGAAGACGGUGAUGGAACGUUGCGAGAAGAUCCCCGCGGAGACUUUCGAGUCUCGUAACAGAGGCAACGUGGAGGAGGAACCGAGAUUGUGGCCUCGCGUGGAUCGCGAGGGCAAAGCUUUGGGUGACGCCGAGUACGUAGUGCCAUCGCCACCUGAAAGAGAACAGCAAACCGCUCAGACUCUUAGCCAUGCAGACUUGGAGGCUUAUGUUAGGAGCUAUCAGGAUCCACAAGUGUCCCAGGUGGACAUUUACAGGGAGGCAACCCUAACGCAAGCAGGUCUUGAGGAGUACACGAGGGUGCAGCACUCUCAGCAGGCCAGCUACGCACAAUCAGAAGGCUAUCACAGUUACGUCUCUAGCGUCGAUUCCACGACGAACACGCCGUUCCUCGACAGAUUGAGAAGAGACAGCGAGGCGGUGGCACAGAGACCGACGUCCACGUGGGAAGACACCUCUCGAGAGGGAAGAGACAGCGUGGUGACCACGUCCAGUGGAAGCGCCUCGAGCAGCGAGACCCUGAAAUGGCACGGCUCGAUGUCGGACGUGAGCGUGUCGAGUGGAUUGCCGGCGCGGCAGGGCGCGUCCGAUCGGUGGCACCACGGGUCGAUGUCGGACGUGAGCAGCGUGAACGGUGGAAUUUUGCCACAGAAGCCGAACAACGGCUGUCACGACAAAUGGCAAGGUUCAAUGAGCGACGUCAGCACUAGCGGCCUGUCUCCUACAACGAAGGGGAGACACAGCGAGAAAUGGCCUGACAAGUGGCAGGUCUCGAUGAACGAUCGCAAUAAACAGAGUCAGGGCAGGGCUAGUUUGCCGGCUGUGAUUAAUCACUGUAAUACGUCUGCUAAUGUGGCCGAUGUUUCGUCCACCGUUAGAGAGAGCAAAUGGCAAGAGUCUAACAUCGACGAGGAAUCUUUGGUGGACAAGUCGCAGGGGAGUUCUCAAUGGGACAGUUCGGUGCGAAUCGAGGGUGAUAAAUACGGUUCACUGGCACAGCCUAUGCCGCAAAGUCCCAUACGUCAGCAGAUCGGUCAAACUACCGCGCAGAGUCCGGAAAACUGGAAUCCUAUUCACGGAUCUAUGUCGGACGUUAGUCAGGCUAAUGGACUUCCUUGCAGCAAGCAACUGAUCGCUCAUAGUGCCAGAGUUCAGACACCGCAGAGACACCACUCGGAGAGUGUGCUGUACUUGGAUCGCGAACGAAACCAACGCAAACUUUAUCCUGUUAGUACCACGCAGCCUCAGGAAUCUACUCCAUCCUCGAGAAUGGUACAGUCUCAGCAGCCACAGAUGACGGUAGCAGAGCGUAUAAACGAGCUAGAAAAGCAACAGCAGCAGCAACAACAGCAGAUGCGUUACACGUAUUUAGAUCCAGAAAAACGUCACAGAGUCUCCGACCCAACCUUAAAAGCCAUACAGAAGAAAGCACUUCUCUCCUUCUACGAAAGACACCACCAGGCUUCCUGGCGAUCGGAGCCACAAUUAGCUCAAGGAACAGCUCCUGCGCCUCAAAGUCCCCCGCCACAGCCACCGCCUCGCCCUAGACCACCCUCCUCGAGACGUGCCAGCUCUGCUUCCGACUACGCCAGCGGCACUUGGCGAGAAAACGGCAACAGAAACCAGGGUCAGGGUAACGGCGAGCUGUCCAGUCCUAAGCACCAACACAGCAACAGCUGCGGCAGCCUUUCCACGGACUUGUUAGGCCCUGUGAUCGUUGGGCCGGCUAUAUCGAUCGACGACUGGGUGCCAGAGAGGCCGCCCAAGAAGCCUCACCUGAGAAACGUUUACAACGAUCGCGUGCCUAGCCCCGAUUUGCCGCCACCUUCCCCUCCGACGGUGACCGAGAACGAAGUUCACGAUUGCGACGAUCCACUGCCUCCACCGCCGCCAGAGCUCAGCGAGGACUGCUUCGCGGACAACCAGCGCAAGUCCGGCAACGCUCACCACCAGUCCGAAGAGUCGAAGAUUCGCGACAGAUCCUGCGACAGACAUAAGCUGGAGAGACACUCGAUGAGGAGAUCCAAGCAUGGUUCGAAGAGAGAGCACGAAAAGUCUGGCAAGUCUUCCCCCAAUUCGCCCACGAAAACGGUGUCCCAGGAUCAGGAGCAACACCAGUUCGUCAGGGCAGCCAUAGCAUUGAAGCACGUCGAUUCAGAAAUGGUGCUGGAGAACGGAGUCUCCGCUGGAUUCGCCACUCACAGAAUGGUGGCCACAGGUCGGUCCAGCUUGAGAUACCCUUCUACGCAGAAGUUAAUGGUGAACGGUAGAGUGACGCCGGCGAGAAGAAUCUCGGAGGAGAGACCUUUCUCUGGCAGACCGCCUGCUCAGCUACCCGAUCUCAUUUCUCAGCGAUACAGCGACUCCGGGAAUCAGCGACCGGCUCCUCAGGUGCCCGUAGAACCUAGGAUCAUUCGUCAGGAGUCUAUGCGGGUGGACGGAUCGAGGAUCGACGUCUCAGGUUUGCUUAGAAACGAAGCUACUCAGAGAUUGGAGUCGUCCUCCGGUCAGAGACCUCAGCCGCAGGUGCCUAAAAGCGUCGACAAGAGUGUCUCGAGUAAUCAGUCGAAUCAAGCAACGAGACCGAACUAUCUACCCGUCCCGGAGAACUCCAAGUGCUCGCCGAAGUAUCUGGAAAGUGGAAAUCACGGAUUCACCAUUGGUAGUCCGGUGAAGACAGGUUACGAGGCGAACUCGAAGAUGUUCCCGUCAGAGUCCAGUCCGCAGAAGUAUCACGAACCCCCUAAGUACGUGCCUAACCAUCAUCAACGUCACAGCGACGUGACACAGAGGAACUACUACGCGCUGCCGCCUAAAUACAUCGACGCACCGAAGCAGAAGCCUCAGCCACAGUGUCCUACAGACAGAUACGGUGGUUCUGGGUCGCCUAGCUCUCCUCCUCCGCCUCUGGCGCCACGUCAGAACACUCCAGGCAGGAAGUCGUUGCCGCCUCCUCCUCGGCCAGCUCCUCCUCACGCGCUACAGGGGAGCCAAUCGAAGGCCUCUUACCUGGCCUACCGGCGUGAACGCGGAGCGCCCGACACAGAGGGCAGCUACAAGAGAACCAUGUCACCGACGUCUCGCCUAGAGGACUGGUCACCGCCGCGGGAUCACGACGAUCCGGUUCUUCUUCGCGUCACGCCUCAUCAUCCGUUGCAGCACCAUCACCAUCACCAUCACAACAAUCACCAUUCGCAGCACUUAGAAGAACGAUCUGCGCAACAGCAGCAGCAGCAGCAACAACAGCAACAUUCUGCAGAGGUGAUCGGAAAGUUGUCGCACGAUUUGAACAAGAAACUGCAGGCAACCGAGGCGAGAUCGCGAGCCAGCGAGAAUAAUAACAACGAUAACCUGGAGGAUCGACAUCACCAUCAUCAUCAUCAUCAUCAGGAGAAGAGGCAACAGGAGAAGAGGCACGAUUAUGAGCAACGUAGGGAACGGCUGUCGCCCCAGAGCGUCGAGGUCCUUAACGACAGGAACCGACAGCUGGAACGGGAACGCAGGAAGCUGGCGGCCAGUUGCGAACCCCUACCUCAGAACAGAGAGAAGCAGAAUCGAAGCAUGGACGCUCCCUCCUCGGUGGUCGAGGAAGAUUUCUUCCGCGAGCGAAGCGCUACCAUAGAAAUGACCUCUCAGAACAUCGAGCUCCUGAAUCGUCGGAACGAGAAGAGAACGAGCGCGACAUCGACGUCGACCAGCACGAUCACUACCUGUAUCACAACAUCCUCCACCUCCACAACGAUGACAAUCACGACAGACAGCUGUUGGCCACGCGAGAUGCAGAAUUCCAUCGAGGCGUCACCUGUCUCGGAAAGACCACCACCUCCGAUAACCUCUCCGCCAAGGACACCGGACCAAGUGGAGGGAGAGAGUCCAAGAGGAGCCGUGCCUAGACGAUCCGGAAGCUGUUCCAGUUCCUCCUCCUCCAGCAGAUCCUCCGAUCCUAGGAUUUCUCCGCGAAGCUUGUCGAACAGUUUCUCCAAGAGCGAAAAUUCCUCGCCGAAUAAAAGGAAGGUCUCCAGUCCCACGCAAACGGACAACACUGGUUCCUCGAUCAGAUCGAGCUCGCCUGUUCGUUCGAAUCAAACGAACGAGAUCGAGUUGAGAGUGGACAGGUCGUCUUCGUCGUCUAAGUCUAGAUCAGGAGGCAGGUCCUCGACUUCGUCAAUUUCGAGCGUGUCGAAGGCCUCCUCUUCGUCGUCGCCGAGAAAUUCUCCCGUGGAGGGGGACAGAUCGUCCCUUCCAGCAUCGCCAUGCGUCUCCCCUCAGCCAGGAAUAGAGGGGCUAACUUUGGUGCAACGUACGGAAGUAGUGCUUCGAGUGAACGCUGCUACCAGUGACGCUGCCUCUCAGACUGAUAUUCUGGAACCUAACGAGCCUGAAGGCUUUGGAAAGACGCAGGAGAUUCCGCUUUGCAGGAAGAAACUGCCUGAGGAGAUCGAGUGCGAGGAGUUGGGGAGGGACUUGGCUAGCCAGCUCAGCCCGAACGACAAGCUGGUGCCUCUUCUCGUUCCAGCGCCAGAGCACAAGAAGCCCACCGACUACGUUUCCGGUUUGUUCAGGGUGGAGGCGACCUUGCAGCCUCGACCGAGGCGCCGUCUCUCCCUCGAGGAACCGACCACGCCGUGUUCUGAAAACGGGGACGAGGAGAAAAAACACGAGACGAUACCAUCGGCUCCGGUCACUCCUUUGUCCACGGGCUCGACGAGUCCUCUGUCCCCGACGUCGGCCUAUUUCACCACGUCCGAGGGGAAGGCGAGGUUCCUCACGAGAUACUCGCGAGACGUCACUGUCGUGGAAGGAUUGACGCGGCAGGAGGACGCGCCGACUGUUAUCCCGACCGACAGCCUUGAUCUCAGACAGAAAAAGGAGGAGCUGAUGAUGAGGCUGGACAAGAAGUUAGUGGUCCUGAGGGCUGAGCAAGAAGCUGUGCGUGAGGAGGGCGAGGUGAAUGAAUCGUUGGGGGCAAGAGUUUCCACGAGGAUCUCGGCAGUCGCUCGGCCAGCGGAAGCGUCGAAAUAUCGACUUCACGUGGAAGAAGUUGGCAAGAUUACGAGCUUACUUCUCGGCUUGAGCGGCAGACUGGCUCGAGCUGAGAACGCACUUUACGGAAUGCCGGCCGAUCACGCGGAAAGAGGGAGUAAAAUCUUGGAGAGCAAACGGGACAAGUUGAUGGACCAGCUGGAGGAAGCGAAGAUCCUGAAGAGCAACAUCGACAAGCGGAGCGUGAACGUGUCGACGAUCCUCUCCAAGUACCUGAACGAAGAGGAGUUCGCGGAUUAUCAACACUUCAUCAACAUGAAGGCGAAGCUGAUCGUGGACGGCCGUGAAAUUCAGGACAAGGUGAAGCUCGGGGAGGAGCAGCUGGCCGCGCUCAGGGAAGCGAUCGACUGAGUCGCGUAAACAAAACGGGAAACGUGAUCGCGAGAGGAAAUAGCGAUCGUCACCUGAGAACGCGUGAUUUAUGCGUGAAAAACGCGCGCGUGUCUACACUCGUCAAGCAUGAUUCCUUUUGCACGACAGGAAGGAACAUUUCUCCAACAGCGACCCGUUUGAAUUUCUUUUCUUACUCGUGGCCCUACUUUUUCCACGCGUGAAUUGAAAUAUCGGUGAACGUGAUAUACUUAGCGAAUAGGAAGUAUUGGUAGCUUGAAGUCGUUUAAUUCUUUUAGAAACACACACACACACACACACACAUACAAGCGCGUCCUUUGUACAUAUCCUUCGAGUCCUAGAGGGACUCGGAAACGUCGACGAGAUGAUCCUCGCCGUAUGUUUAAUCCAAUACACAUCGUGCUUUCUUGCGGAAGUGAGGUGACCGAUCGCGUGACAAAAUGGACGAUCUUGAAGAUCCCUGAGACAGCCUCAAGUGCCUAGUCGUUGCUGGACUCGCAUCGACUGUACCGUGUUCCACGUGGUCCCGCGAAACGAGGUCGCGAGUGGAAUGAUAUUCGCCACGAAUGGUAUAGUUGGUGGAAGCGAUACGGGGAGGUCGUGGAUUGAAGUAUUCGUGUAGCCGCACC
Messenger RNA from Habropoda laboriosa, 6731 nucleotides. RefSeq names its product protein Shroom (gene Shrm). Gene Ontology annotation, molecular function: actin filament binding. Gene Ontology annotation, cellular component: apical junction complex; apical plasma membrane; adherens junction. The record is from RefSeq and is a predicted model, not a curated record. Gene Ontology annotation, biological process: actin filament organization. NCBI's taxonomy places the organism in Eukaryota, Metazoa, Arthropoda, Insecta, Hymenoptera, Apidae.